Molecule: messenger RNA, 897 nt
Organism: Racocetra persica
Lineage: Eukaryota; Fungi; Glomeromycota; Glomeromycetes; Diversisporales; Gigasporaceae
Source: the annotation of a GenBank genome assembly
GCCUUGCACCUCAUGAAGAAGAAGAUCAAGGCUUUGUCUUUGUUCGAAGAAGGAAUGCCCCACUACAGGAAUCUAUUAUUCCUAUUCCGCUCACAGAAACGCCAAUUAUAAAGAAAAAUCAAGUAAUUAGACAAAGUAAGCGGCGUUCGAGUAUAGAAAAAAGAGGCAAAAGAGCGUCUUCAAUUGGUAACGGAUUUGUAGCCAAACCACAUCCGGAUGUGAAUUCAAAUGAAUUUUUUCGUCAUAUUCAGGCGGAAAUGCCGGAACCGAUAAAACUCAGACAACUUUUGGUAUGGUGUGGACAAAGGGCUCUAGAUAAGCAGAUUUCAGCCGAUGAAAAUGCACUGAAAAUUGCAAAGAUCAUAGAGCAGGAAGUAUUGAACGAUUUAACCGAUGGCAAAAUUAGUACGUCAUGGUAUUAUCGACAGAAUGGACAAGAACCUUUAGAGAAAACUCUUCCGAAAAAACCACACCCACAAAAUAUCGUAAAUCAGAGGAAAUUAGAAGAGCAUGAAGCAACUUUACGAAGGUUGAAAGCAGAAUGUGAAGAAUGGACAAAAUUGGUUUCUGAAAUCAAUUCUUUUCAUGCAUCAGUUGUCAAUGUUGCAUCAUCAAUUCCUUCGGAUGAAGGCAAAAUUUCUAUGUUACCUGAUGAAAUAGACAUGUCUUUCCUACCGGAGGAGCAACAUAAAUUUUUAUUACAAUAUUGCAAUGAAGAUGAGAAAAAUAAAAUAAAUGACUUAGAAAAAAUAAUUCAACCUCUUGAAAGUCAGCUUGAUCAUAUAUACCAUUUCUUUUAUCAUGCGUCCAAAUUCAAUACUGCCGCUCAAAUUUAUUGCGAGAACUUGCAUCUUAAACUUUCAUCAACAUUCUUACGGAAGCAACGAUUGGAACGCG